AUGAGCGCCUACCACAUUGGACAGCUCGUCGACAAAAUGUCCAACGCUGACAAGGACUUUCGUUUUAUGGCUUGCAAUGAUCUGAUGAAAGACUUGCAAGUGGGAGCCCUAAGUUUGGAGGACGACUCUACCGCCAAGGUAAUUAUUGCGCUGAACAUUUCAGCAUUUUUUAAACGUACUUUUUUCGUCAAAAAAUCGUAGAUUUGCCGGUGUUAACCUCACAAAAAUUGCACAAUUUCCAGGUGAUGCGUGCUCUGAUCCGUCUGCUCAGCGAUCCGAACGGAGAAGUUCAGAAUUUGGCAAUCAAAUGCAUCGGACUCCUCGCGAUACCCUCCAAAAUCAAGACCCAUCAUGUACGGUGCCGGUUUUUCUAGGAGAAGUCCGCAAAUUUUGCAAAUUUUGAGCUCAAACAAUUUCGUCGAGAAAUGAUAAAGUUGAACGAAACUUUCUAUGUUUUCUCAGCGCUUCUUUGUCUAAUUUUUCUCCCAAUUUUCAGUUGGAAUACCUGGUCGAGGAGCUGACGCCGCACGUGUUCUCGAAAGUGGAGCAGGCGCGUGACAUCCACUCACUGACGCUCAAAUCGAUGAUUGGAAAUCUGGCACCGGCGGCGGGCGGCAACCAAACGAGCGUUGUCGUCAAGAAGAUGCUGCCCAAAUUCAUCGAUUCGCUCCCGUUGUGCGCCCCCGACGACGCCGCCCGCAUCGAUGUGCUCGAUUUGAUCGGAGAAGUGCUGCUCAGAUUCGGCGACGCCGUUAGUCUUUUUUUUUCGAUUUUUAGCGAUUACACAUUUUUCAAGCAGUUUCUCGAUUUCACCAAAAAACAGGGCUGGGGGCAAUUGGCCGGACGUUGUCCUAGACUUUUGAUUAUCCGUCGAAAUUCCGCUAAUCUUAAAAUUUAAAUGUGACAACUGCUAUCUUUGUGUGAUUUUUUCCACACAGUUAUAAUGCGUCAUUUAGGUGCCCGAAAUGCACGAGGCGGCGCUGAAAGUGAUGGUCGAGCACCUCUACUCGGGCCGUGCAGCGAUCCGCAAGAAGGCGAUCAACGGAAUCGGCCACCUCGGAUCGGUGAUCAACGCGACGUUGUACGACAAACUGGUGGUCGAGUUGCUCGGCGAGCUGAACGCCCGCAGCACUUCGGCGAGCUCGGCGCAGCGAGCGCAGACUCGGACGCUCGUCGUCGCAUUGAGUACGGUCGCCCGUGCGAGCGGCUCGAAGUUCUCCGCGCACACGCCACAGGUCAUCCCGCUGCUGCUGCGAUUCCUGAAACGAAACGAGGAGAGCGAGGAAAACGACGACUUGAAGGAGGCGUCGAUUCAGUCGUUGGAAGUGUUUCUGUACCGAUGCCCGCAAGAAGUUAGCCCGUUUUCGAAGGAAAUCGUGGACGAACUGCUGAAAGCGCUCGCUUACGACCCGAAUUACGAGUAUGGCGACGAAAGUGGCGAUGAGGAGGGCGAUCAGAUGGAAGCAGACGAGGACGAAGACGACGACGAGUACUCGGACGACGAGGACGUCACGUGGAAAGUGAGACGGGCGGCUGCGAAAGCCAUCGAAGCGAUGAUCACGUCGCAUCGAGAGUCGUGUCUCGCACUCGUCCAGACCAUCGGACCCAUUCUCACGUCGCGGUUCAAGGUAAAUUUUGAAAAAAGCGACCAAGAGUUUAAUAGUUACUGGCAAGGUUUAUCAUAAUUUUGGCCCAAUUUGUCAUGUUUUUUGACGAAGGUAUGGCAAUUCUGAACUUUUUUCCAACGCAAUUUGAAAAAAUUGAAUUAUUUCCAAUAUUUGCGAUUUUUCAUUAAAUGACCAUAAUUUCCAGGAGCGCGAAGAGACAGUGCGUACGGAGAUCGUGUCCGCCUACAUUGCCCUCCUCAACCAGAUUGCCAUUCUGGUGCCGAAUCUUCAGAAUGCGAUAGUGCCCGACGAUUCGUGCGAGACCGACGAUAUCGUGGUGAUCGGCGGAAAAAAGUACUCGUCGAACUAUUUGUCCAAAAAUCAGUUGGAAAUUGUCGGUUCGCUGGCAGAGCAGAAGCAAAAUCUGUUGCGUUCGACGGUCAAAUCGAUGAAGAAGCAUCCGCGGUCGGGCCCGAAGUGCAUCGAAUUGCUGUCGGCGCUCAUUCAGACGUUCCCUGCGGGAAUCGAUGAUUCGCUCGAUGAAAUCGUGCCGGCCGUGUGCCACGUGCUCACCGACAAAACGACGAGCGCGCAGGGCAAAAUGACGGUGCUCGGGUUCGUGGCAAAAGCGCUGGGGCUUCAGGUGCCGCCGCAAAAGUUCCGACGUCUUCUGAACCCUCUGACGACGAUCGUGACCGUCUCCGUGUCGGACGUCUUCUAUAAAGUGUCCGCCGAGGGACUGGGCGUCGUCGGAAAGUACGUGGAGGUUCUGAAGCAGCUCACAGAGCAGGGAGGGGCUGAGGAAGCGAAGAAGCUACUCGUGGUGGUCGAGAGGAAGUUUAUGGCUAACGACACGGAUCAGGAGGUUCGCGAACGGUCUGUCGCCGCGAUUGCCAUCCUUUUGGCGGCGUUCAAGGAGACUUUUGGACCGGAGGUAAGAAAUUAUUAUAUGAAGCAUUGAACGCGACACAUGAAGUACUAGUAAUAUAUAAAAUACUUUAGUCCAAGAAGCCUGUAAAGUUUGGGUCCGUUUGGAAUAUUGCUUACUUAGUUACAUAGUCGAUUCGUUUUUCGCUGGCGUGGUGUGGGCGCGGAUCACAGCACACCAUGCACUGCGAUCUUUGGCGAUGGUGCUCCUCGGCAGGUCUUCAAAAAGCCUGGGCCGGCAUUUUGCCCAGCCCUGGUUUUUUCGACGAUUACAGAUAGAAUUUGCUUGAAAAGUGCCAAGAAAUGUACAGAAUUUCUAAAAUCCAAUUUCCGGAUGUCGGGCGCAAAAUAGGAAUUGAACUAAUCCUUUUUUAAUUACUGAAAAAUAGCAUGUCCCCAAAGCUUCAGCUGCCGAAAUUACUGGAAAAGAUGACGGAACGAAUCGGACGCGACAUGACGUGUCUCGUGGCGAUUCGCUCGUCGACGCAGAUGAUCGAGGCGGGUGUUUCGUUCGGUUACGAACUUCUGCAGACGAUUCUCGUCAACAUUGUCGACUACGUCCGCAAAACGGCCAGAAGUCUCAGAGUGGGUUUUUUCAUUGAAUUCAGGCUUGGGUGUGCAAUCCGGUUGGCGUUGACUGAGAAAUUGCCUAGCGAAAGAACGGGGGGGCAAGGGAAAAGCGAUUUGCGCGCCAAAGAGAGAGAGACGCAGACGCGAAACUGUCUUGCGUCUGCGUCUCUCCCUUGUGGCGUACGCAAAUCGCUGCUCUCUCGCCCGCUAUUUUUUUUUCCGGUUGAACCACAAAGUCGCCCACCCCUGAUUGAGUUUUGAUUGAAAUUUGCAGAUUUUUUGAUUGACUUGCUAAUUUUCCGCAAUUUUCCAGAUGACGUGUCUGAAUUUCGUAGAGAAACUGAUGAAGCACUCGCCGGCCAAUACGAUUCCGACGGACGAGCUGACUCAAGUGCUUGGCGAGCUGCCGAACCUGAUCAGCGAGACGGAUUUGCAGAUUACCAACCAGGCGUUCAACUGUUUGACUUGUACGUUUUUUUCCAGGAAAAAUGGGAAUUGUCAGAGCCUUUUAGCAUUUAAAGCGUGUUAAGGCUUCUGAACGUUUUUUUCUGUUUGCAGACGCAUUCCUCAACUUCUCCUCGUGCGUCUCGCUGCACAUGCAACCGAUUCUUCAGGCGAUUAUUCGACUUUUGACGUCUCCACUCAUUCAGGUGCAUUUUUUGAAAGAAAAUCGGAACAACCAAAUUUCAUUGAGAAGUAAUAAAAUGUAUUCGAUUUUCGAGUUUUGUGUUGGAAAUGCCCGAAUUUAAGUCAUUUCAAGAUCAUUUUCGCUGUUCAAACUCUAAAAAUGAUUGUACUUACGUGCCUUUUCAUUUCCGACACUGAUUUUGUCUGAAACCUGCACAAAAAAACAAAAAACAUUCAAAUCAAUACAGGGUCUUGCGCUCAACUCGCUGCUCACCCUCUUCACGGCCAUCGUCCGCACGAAUUUCCCGGAGAAGCCGUCGUUCGAGAGUCUUCUCGACUCGGUCACCUCGCCCGUUUACGACAAUGCGCAAUUGUCAAAGUACGCCUACGUGGCAAUCGCCUCGUCGGCCGCCGUCAUCACCGAAAGCACGGAGAGUUUGGAGAAGGUGAGUGGAAAAUAGUUUUUAAUUGAAAAAAUUCUCCUGACAAAUUGUAUUCUUUCAGAGCCGCGCCCUCGCCUCGAAACUGGCCGAACAACUGCAGGCGACGACGAAAACGACCGACUCAAUCCGUCUCUUUUCGAUGAUAACGCUCGGCGAGCUGGGCCGACGCUGCCCGGCCACCUACGAUCACGAUUUCGCCGUUCGGCCGGAGGAGCUCGCGUGCAAAGCGUUCAACUAUCCGUCGGAAGAGCUGAAGGCGGCGGCCGCGCAGGCACUCGGCGCCCUCGCCGUCGGAAAUCUGAACGUCUACCUGCCGUUUAUUCUCGAGCAAAUCCGCGUGCAGCCGAAGAAGCAGUACCUCCUGUUGCACGCCCUCAAAGAGGUGAUCGUCUGGGAAUCGUGUGAUGGAUCUGAGAAGUCGACGACGGUUUUCCGAGCGGCGAUCGGCGACAUUUGGGGCAUGCUGAUGGCAAACGCAGGCGGAAGCGAGGACGGAACUCGGAGUGUCGUUGCCGAGUGUCUCGGCCGCCUGUGUUCGUUCGAUCCGGACGCGCUCCUGCCGAAGAUCAAAGAUCAGAUGGCGUCGAAAGACCCGGCGAUCCGAUCGGCCGUCGUCUCCGCCAUCAAAUAUAUGAUUAAUAGCGAGAACCGAAACGUAGGAGCCGCCCUUCACAAGCAUAUCGGCGAUUUCCUGGUGGCCGUAAGGGAUGAGGAUCUGAAAGUGAGACGCGUCGCCCUGGUGGUGCUCAAUUCGGCGGCGCACAACAAACCGGCACUCGUGCGGGACCUCCUGCCCCGUCUUUUACCCGCAAUUUACGCGGAGACCGUGUUGCGGAAGGAACUCAUCAAGGAGGUCGAAAUGGGACCGUUCAAGCAUCAGGUCGAUGAGGGACUCGACCUCAGAAAGUGCGCCUUCGAGUGGUACGCUUUUUUGAUUUUAGCAAUAAAAACAAACGAAGGGUACUUGCAUGGGUUAAUGAUUGAAUCUGAUGACUGUCCAAUUUAGUACUGUCCCUCUGAUAUCUUAUGUUUGUUUUAUGUGUUUUGACACGUAUUCCUACAGAUUCAAGCACAGAUCUUUCUAAAUUCGCAAAAUCUAUCUCAAUUCUAUGUCUUUUUUUUUUCAAAAAAGCAGAUUUCUCUAUGUUCGAUUUCUGAAGAUAUGUUGAAAAAACCGUUAGUCGCAUGUACGAAUAGCCGGGCCGUCGCAUGUACGAAUAGCCGGGCCGUGCCUAACCUAGUUCCCGUAGUUUUCCACAUAACAUCUUACAAAACUGGGUCCGGGGGAUGUUUGCCAUUCUGAACCGAAUUUAAUGAAAAUGCCCCGGUCAGCCAGAACGUGCAUAAAACGCCCAAAAUUAUUCAAUUUUGCAGCAUGUUCACCCUGCUGGAGAGUUGCGUCGACAAAAUCGACAUCACGCAAUUCCUUUCGGUCAUGGAAGUCGGUCUUUCCGACCAGAACCACGACGUGAAGCUUCUGAACUUCCUCACCCUCCAAAAAGUGGCCACUCUUGCACCGGGCCAAGUCCUGCAGCGCCUUGACCGCAUCUGCGAGCCGUUGAAAUCGCAAUUGAACGUGCGCGCGCGCGGAAACGCCGUCAAACAGGAGGUUGAGAAGCUCGAAGAGUUGAAGAAGGCGGUGAUCCGCGUGGCGUACAUGCUCAAAACGAAAUUGCCGGAUGUGGAGCGGAAUUCGCAGUAUUUGGACCUCUACAACACGAUCAAACACACCAAAGAGUUGGAGGUAGACUUUUUGAGUGAUGGAGAGAGGGAGGAGACGUGACACGCUCAAUAGUUUUUACAGUAAUCUGUUUUUUGUCGAGUUUAGGCAUAUUCAUGGAGGGUGGAGAGAGACGACAAUAUGAACAACAUUUAAAAAAAUCCAAUUUUGCAGACGCUCGCCGAAGACGUUCGAAAGGAGUCGCAACGCGCCGUCGUCUAUGACACCCCAAUGGAAACCGCAUAA
Caenorhabditis sp. 36 PRJEB53466 is the source of this 6140-nucleotide messenger RNA. The record is from the annotation of a GenBank genome assembly. NCBI's taxonomy places the organism in Eukaryota, Metazoa, Nematoda, Chromadorea, Rhabditida, Rhabditidae.